Ruditapes philippinarum (Manila clam) is the source of this 2674-nucleotide messenger RNA. Its product is annotated as cell death abnormality protein 1-like. The transcript is spliced from 9 exons. NCBI's taxonomy places the organism in Eukaryota, Metazoa, Mollusca, Bivalvia, Venerida, Veneridae. The coding region runs from base 16 to 741 and encodes 241 amino acids. The record is from RefSeq and is a predicted model, not a curated record.
UAAAUACGGGUAACCAUGCACAGCUACUGUCAUUUUGAUUCUAGCGGGGCACGUGGUAUAAUCAUGAUGCUACAAAAUAAAAGUUCAUUGUGGCUGAUUGUGCAGCUUUUGGGAUUUGCUAUUGAUGUUUGUCACGGAGUAGAAUUAGGAGGGGAUUGUUCCGCAAAUGCCUGUACCACUGCCAACUCACAUUGCGUUGGAGACGAAUGUGUGUGCGAAACUGGGUUUAAAGAAAACGCUGGUGCUUGCUUAAAAGGAGGUAAAAAAGGAGAUACCACUUGUAGCAAAAUCAUUGGUUCUGCAUGUACUGCUGAAAACGAAAACACGGUUUGCAGUGUAACAAAUUCGGAGUGUAAGGGUGAUGUUUGCGCAUGUAAGGUUGGAUACACAGGAGAUGCCACUUGUAGCAAAAUAAUUGGAAGUACUUGUACCGGAACUGCAGCAUGUUCCGGCGACGAAAAUACAAUAUGUAAAGAAGAUAAAUGUGUAUGUAAAGAGGACUAUGCAGAUAAGAAUGACGUUUGCACACAGACUGUCAGUGGAACAGAUUGCACAUCGGACACAGCAUGUAGCACAAUUGGCAAUGCUGUCUGUGACACAGAUACUAGUAAAUGUAAAUGCGACGCUGACUUCACGAUGAACGUUGACAAAUGUGACCCGAAGAGUUCUGCUGCGAUGGCUGGGUUCGGAGCAAUUGUUCUGUCGCUGUCGGUUCUGACAGCACGUUAUAUGAUGUUCUAAUGGAAUGUUAUUUCGUUGGUUUCAUAUGGAUUUGUAUCCGUCACGUCCAGCGUUUGCUUUAAUUUGCUCGUGUGAAAUCUAUAAUUCAAGAAUUCAUUUAUGUCCCUAAUUAAAAAAGCAUCAUGCAAUUUCCAUGUUUCAUAAUUCAUUGUUACUUUGAACUUAAAUAGAGAGACAUUUACUUUUGAUUUUGCUUAAGUCUGUGCUAUGGGGCGUGGGCAGUCGUGUGCAGUGCUGUUCAUGAAUAGGCGCAAUCUAACCGAGCCUGCAAUAUUUUCAAUUUCGGUGUUCUGGACUUUUUUUAAGGAUUUUGUUCCAAUCUAUUCUACCCAUAUAUAUUUUCUAUGUAAUUUGUUCAUUGCUAAUGACGAUCCUUACAACACACAACAGAAAUGCUUUAAAAAAAUAUUUUCAAAUGAGAAAUUUCAAAGAUUAAAGCUGCAUUAAAUUAAUAUCAUAAUAAAAGAAAUAGCAACAUUUCGUUAAAUGUGUUCCAUAUCGACUCCUGUCCUUAGUUUGGUGCCAAGACAACCAAAAUGCUAUUUUAUGCCUAAAAUACUGCAACCUCUUUGUGGUAAAAUCAGACGUACACUUUCUAUUUGCAUGAGAAACUCGCCUUUGGGUCAUCUGUACAUCAACAGAAAAUCAACAAACACUUUUAAGUAGCAGUCCGAAUUUAACGGGAAAAUUCUGCAUAAUUACGGAUGUUUUCAUACAAAUUCAACAUUUUUAUGAGAUAAUUACUUUCUUGUUAACGACAGAGCUAAUGCACAGUGAAACUAAAAAGGUAAAGUUUUAUUUGCACAAGGAUAUCUCACAUUUGCUGUGAUUUGCAUGGAAACAACUGAUUGCACCACUGUGACGUAGCGCAUACACGGGCUAAUUAGACCAGUCUUUAAAAUAUACGAACUUUAGUAUUACAGUCUGGUUUUCCUUUUAAAAUCAUAACUUAUGAACAAUUUUAAUGAUAUUUUCAACACUACUGUUAAUAUGUUAAGGAAACUAUAGAAUACUUGUUUUUAAAGCCGACGAAAAAAAUAAGUUUACAUAUUUUACUUAAUGCAGCUUUAAAUAACAACAAAAACAAACAGAAACACAUAACCUUAGCACAUUAUAACAAUAUUGUUAAGAUGAUAGUCCACAUUUUGAAUCAUUAUAUAAAGGAAGUUUAAUUCAUUGCUUUCUUUGAUGUUUGUAUCUUUUUAAAUUGUUUCCCUUUUUCUGUUCAUCUGUGUUUCAAAAUAUUCAGAUUAAUAAGUAAAAUUUACAACUGUUUAGCUCUUAAAUGAGGAUUAAUGUUUACUAUAUGAAAAAAAAUUUUGGUUGAUCGUUCUACUUUCAUUUCAUUAAAAGUGGUAUGUUGAAAUCGAAAAGGUAACUAGUCGGUAUAGAGUAUUAUCCGGAAAGAAUUUAUUUUAAUAAGUUAACGAGUGUUUUGAUUAAGUUUAUACAUGUACUUAUUUGAUAUAUAAUUAUUCAUUGUUUAAGGCACACACUUAUCAAAUAGAAUUGCAUCACUUUGUGUUCACUUGAAACUUAACUCGUUGACUUAUUUCAGACAGUUAAAUGACUAGUCAAAACGAGAAUAUAUGAGAUAGGAGCUAUCAUCAGUAUAUGACCUCACACAUGUUACAUAACCGUUUAAUAUUCCCGAUGAACGCCAUGUGAUUAUGGAUAAACGUUUCUGCUCAUUUAAGAAUAUACAAAAAUACACGUUGUGACAUUUUAGAAUAUCGUGUCUUCAAUAAGAUCUUAAAUACUGAUACAUAAACACGAAAUCCCUUGUUUCUUUAAAAUGUUGAACCUCAAAAUGUUUAGCCAUUUUUAAUGAAAGUUAUUUGGUAUAGUUAUUUAUAAUCUGCUAAAAACCUUUAAUCCGUUAUGAUAGUAUUUUAAAUAAAAAUCUUCCUAUAAUAAACAGUUGUAACAUAUA